AUGAUUCAACUGGCGCUUGGUAUUGUCACCUUGUUGGCGACUGUCCAUGCUGCACCAAGCACCAAGUCUCCAACUGCUACGGUCCGCAACGGAACCUAUUCCGGGGUCCACAGUAGCACAUACGACCAGGAUUACUUUCUAGGGAUACCAUAUGCUCAGCAGCCCGUAGGAGACCUACGCUUUACCGUGCCGCAGUCAUUAAAUGAAAGUUGGGAUGGAGUUCACGAUGCGAAAGAUUAUUCUGAUAUUUGUGUCGGAUACGGGACGGACUCUAUCUGGUAUCCCCAGUCGGAAGCUUGUCUAACACUUAAUGUCAUUCGUGAUUCUUCUACGAAGAAAAAUUCCAAGCUACCUGUUGGGGUUUGGAUACAUGGUGGUGGAUUCUACAUGGGAUCAGGAGCGGAUCAACGUUACAACAUGUCUACAAUUGUAGAAAACUCGUACAAAAUUGGCAAACCAUUCAUUGCUGUUACAAUCAACUAUAGACUUUCCGCCUGGGGGUUUAUCAGUUCAAGCCAAGUUUCCGGUACAGGUAAUACCAACCUCGGUCUGCGGGAUCAGAGACUUGCACUUCAUUGGAUUCGAGAGAACAUUGCUGCGUUUGGUGGAGAUCCCGACAAAGUCACCAUUUGGGGCGAGUCCGCUGGCGGUAUGUCGGUGGGCUAUCAUCUCACAGCAUAUGGAGGCCGAGAUGACAAACUAUUCAGAGCCGGUAUCAUGGAAUCCGGAGGUUCAAUUGAAGCCAGCCCAUCAAACUAUACGACAUAUCAGUCAAACUAUGAUGCAAUCGUUUCACAGGUCGAUUGUGCAGACACAGAAGACACACUUCAAUGCUUGCGCGAGGUACCAUUUGAGACCCUCAAUUCCGUUCUCAACGGAACAGGUGGCUCAUCUGAGUAUAAUUUCUCGCCAGUGGUUGACGGGGACUUGGUCCGAGAUUGGGGAAGCGUUCAACUCAACAAGCAGGAAUUUGUCAAAGUUCCUAUCAUUUCUGGGACUAACACAGACGAAGGCACCGCUUUCGGACCGACCGGGGUAAACACCACUGAGCAGUUCUAUGAGUAUCUUACAAAUGGCUCGCUCAACUUCCGAACACCUCCAAUUGUCGCAAAGAAGAUUCUCGAGCUAUACCCGGACAUCCCUUCGCAAGGUAUUCCCGAGUUUUUGGGUAACGAGCGAGUUCCUUCAAAUGGUAUCGAAUGGAGACGUACAAGUGCUUUCUCGGGUGACUUUGUGAUGCAUGCAAACCGACGACGGCAAUGUGAAGCGUGGACAGAAGCCUCCACACCCGCAUACUGCUAUCGAUUCAACGUACGCUCGGCUGACGUACCGAUUCUCAGUGGAGCGACCCAUUUUGAAGAAGUUUCGUUUGUCUUUCACAAUAUUGCUGGCCUGGGUUAUCAUUAUGGAAAGCCAUUUGCGGGGUCAAUCAGAGUGUUCAUUGGGGGGGUCUAUGAUAACGAAAAGCCGUUGGAUCUGUUUUUGGAUGCCAACACGACUAGUCAUAUGGAACCUGAUACCUGGCGCAAGGAAGGAAUUGAUUAUAUCAACUCGGUCGCCCGGGCGUUCUGGCGAUAG
This is a messenger RNA of Penicillium manginii, 1578 nucleotides long. RefSeq lists its product as uncharacterized. The record is from RefSeq and is a predicted model, not a curated record. The transcript has 5 exons. Bases 1 to 1578 code for a protein of 525 amino acids. NCBI's taxonomy places the organism in Eukaryota, Fungi, Ascomycota, Eurotiomycetes, Eurotiales, Aspergillaceae.